This is a messenger RNA of Paramisgurnus dabryanus, 2441 nucleotides long. It is a transcript of the gene dnal4a, whose product is annotated as dynein, axonemal, light chain 4a. Gene Ontology annotation, cellular component: dynein complex. NCBI's taxonomy places the organism in Eukaryota, Metazoa, Chordata, Actinopteri, Cypriniformes, Cobitidae. Gene Ontology annotation, biological process: microtubule-based process. The record is from RefSeq and is a predicted model, not a curated record.
UGACGAGGUCACGUGAGUCGGAGGCUGCCAGGGCAGUAGCGUCUCCAUGACAACAUUUGAAGAGGAGAGUAUCUGUUCACAACGCGACAAAACGGUAAAAGGAAAGGAUGGCUGAAACAGUAGAUGGUAAAAAAGAUGAAGCGGACUACAAAAGAGUGCACAGCUUUCCUCUCAUCAGGCACACAGACAUGCCGGAAGAGAUGCGAGUGGAGACAAUGGAGCUCUGUGUGACAGCCUGUGAGAAAUUUGCCACCAACAACGAGAGUGCUGCCAAGAUGAUAAAGGAGUCCAUGGAUAAGAAGUUUGGGAAUUCGUGGCAUGUGGUCAUUGGUGAAGGUUUUGGGUUCGAGGUGUCCCACGAAGUCAAGAACCUGCUGUACAUGUUCUUCGGGGGAAGUCUGGCCGUGUGUGUGUGGAAAUGUUCCUGAUGUCACCUCUUGGCCACACAGUUGGCACUGUGAGCGAUUUGUACCCACAGACUUGUCUUUACUAUGCAGCCCUGUUUGACUUGAUGUGUGUGUGAAAUGAUGUGUGAGGAGGGAUACGAAUUCCUAGGUAUGUAUGCAUUUUUCCUCAGGAUUUAAUCUUCAGGCUUUAAUUUUAAUGUUGUGACAUUAACAUAAUCAUGCACAGUAUUCUGAAGGGAAAUGUGUUUACAGACUUGCAUUAUUUUAGUCCUUUUUUAAUUUAAAAUUAAUGUAAAAAUCCCAAUUUACACUACUGAGUGUUUUACAGUACAGCUAACUCCGGUCCUUUGAAAUUUUUGUCUGGAUAAGAAAAUUUGUUUUAUAUACUGUAUAAAUUAUAUCUCUCCAUCCUAUUUGACAUAAACACAUGAUUUAAAAGGAAAUAAAUCUUUUAUAGUCUAGAAUACUUCAGUGGGUUUUGUAAUCGGUGACUUGCCAAAUCUAUACUUGAAAUCACAGACAUCCAAUGAUGAUAGUAGUAACUCUGAGACAUCAUUCAGACCAGUAAGCUUGUCUUCAUUAUAAUAGCAUUAGCGUGUAGGUUUUGCAUAAUAUUAGACACCACAUUUAAAGAGCACCUAUUUCAUUGCUUAAAACAACGUUAUUUUGUGUAUUUGGUAUAAUAAAAUGUGUUUGCGUGAUUUAUGGUUAAAAACACAUUAUUCAUUAUUUUCCACAUACCAUAAAUUUUUGUAGCUCCAGAUUUCACUCUCUUCCUGAAAUGCACGGAUUUGAAAAGCUCUGUGUCCCUGAUUGGCCAGCUAAUCUGUACGUUGCGAUUGGCUUGCAUACCUCAGCAGGAAAUGUGACGCUCCUUACCAUGUUUGAAAGUUUCGGUCACAAUGCAAUGCUAACACGAGUUAACUUACAGACUAUAAGACAAAGUGGUAGGAAUAAUGAUAAUGUCUGUCUUGUCUACAUCACCAAUCCCAGGAAGUUAACUGUUGCCUACAAUCCGUGUGCUUGUUGUAGUCCAAGAAAAGAGAUUUACAUUGGAAAUGAUAACUCGCGUUAUCUUUUACAUUAGGGUAUGUAUCUUUUGCAUACCGUUAACAUGUACUAAUACACACUUACACACCAAAGGAAAUUAUGAAACGUUAAUCGGACAAUAGGUGCUCUCUUUAAUGUCAUGUUAUGGUGCAGAUAUGAUAAUUUGAGUAACCACAGGUCAUCCCCAAUUUAGUCAUGGACCAUAUCCCUUAAGUUAUAUUAUUUAGGACAUUUAGGUUGUGUUUGCAAACAAACCUUACAAAAAACAAUACUGGUGUGCUGCAUCAUGAGUCAAAACAAUAGCACUGAUAUGUUUUGAAAUUGGAAUGGAAAUAUUUUUUAACAUCAUCCCAAAAAAUGAUUACCAUCUGAAUAGUGCUUUGAUCUCAGAUAUAGUAAAAUGCUGAUAGACUUUAUCAGAAUAUUCAAGUCCUCAUGUUCCAGUAAUGCUGAAUUUGUUUGGGGCCCUGAAAUUGUAUGACCUUUUAAUGAUUUUAUUCUGAUCUUUUAUUCACUUUUUUAAUACUUUUAAUGUCAACACUGUGCAAUAAUUGCUCUGUUUGAAAUAAACUUUAAUUUCGAUUUAGCAUAUUCAAAAUGUGCAUGUGUUUUCAGUCUGAACCUGUCAUGUAUUUUACUAAUAUUUUGCUUUAAGGCCUAUUAAUAUAAAAUCAAAUCACUUCUUAAAAAUCUUUAAAUAAAACGACUGACCAAAGUCAGUUAAUCGAUGAUUUUUCAUUUUUGUUUUACAUUGGGGGUGGUUUAGCGGACAGGGAUUAGCUUAAGCCAGGACUAGGCCUUAGUUUAAUUAGGAAAUAUAACUGGUUUUAACAAACAUGCCUUACUAGUCACUGAUUCUUGAAACUUUGGCAAAAACAUGUCCCCCUAAGAAAAGUGCUAAUUCUGUUGGAAAUUAAUAAAAUUUUCAUGAAGAAAAAGAAUCAAUGUUAUAUUCAAGGGGGUUCUUUGCACAUAUGUAAGGUU